CAUGAUAAGCGAUCUGUAACUCAUUAAUCCUUGAAAUCAAAAAACCUACAUUCACGAAUCUCAUUGAAACCAUGCUGUCUCCCAAACAGCUGUAAUAUUAAUUCAUCUUCAAGACAAAUAAUAAUGACAUUUUAGAUGAAAAAUGUUCACAUAAAAUAUCUUUAUAAUAAAUGCCGUCAAAUAUCACCAAUAAUUUCAUUUGUUUCUCAUGGGAAUAAGAUUCCAGUCAUAUUAUUCAAAGUACAUCAGAUACCACUUUGACGACAUCUAACGGUUUCAAAUAGCACUAUGUAGGAGAGGGAAUUUGAAAAACAAGCAUAAUAGCUCAAACAGCGUAACAAACUUUUUUCAAAACUAAUGUACUGAAUAUGAAUUGAAUAAUCAUUGAAGGUCAGCAGCUGAAUAAUAAUAGGUGCCUGAAAUCUGAUCUCAUAAACUUACUAUGAAUAAUGCAUUUUUUAGUUUGUUUUGUUACCGUAUUUGAAUCAAUUUUAUUUAUAUUUUACCCUACUCUGUAGCCUAAAGAAACCACCUCAUGAAUAUGGGUACUCCACUAAGUUUACCUGAAAAUAAAAAUGACGAUUAAAUAAUAAAUAAAGUAGUAGGCCUACACUCUUUUUUAUACCUAAGUCAAACCUAUAGUAGCCCAGUCUUUCCUAUUAGGUACCAUAUUCAAUUUUCUUGGCAGCUUGUUCAAGUGCAGAACGUUUAUUUGAUAUAGUCAGCUGAAAACUCAAUUUCAAUUAAAAACAAUACAAUUCUCUUAAAAUUCUCAAGUUGUAUAAAAUAUGGAAGUUGCAAUAAACCUUACUGAAGAAUGUACAUGGGAAAAGCUCAAUGACUAUUUCUUGGAGUUUGGCUCAGCAAUAAACAUAAUGAAACUCUUUCAGUAUGACAAAAAUAGAUUUGAUAAGUACAGCAUAAAACUAAAAUCAACGAACGAUGGCGAAAUAUUAAUCGAUUACUCAAAAAAUCUUGUCGAUGACAAUGUUAUGGAGUUACUUAUUAAAUUGGCUAAAGAUAGAGGAGUGGAGUCAGCAAGAAAGUCAAUGUUGUCAGGAGCUAAGAUCAAUUUCACUGAGAACAGAUCAGUACUUCAUGUAGCUCUACGUAAUCGCAAGAAUACACAAAUCAUAGUAGAUGGAGAAGAUGUAAUGCCCAAUGUUAAUGCUGUUCUGAAUCACAUGAAAGAUUUUGUUGAAAAAGUGAUAUCAAAAGAAUGGAAAGGAUACACUGGAAGACCUAUUGAAGAUGUUGUAAACAUUGGAAUUGGUGGCUCUGAUUUGGGCCCAUUGAUGGUCACUGAAGCUCUUAAGUUUUAUGCCAUUGGUCCAAGAGUUCAUUUCGUGUCGAACAUUGAUGGAACUCAUCUAGUUGAGGUUUUGAAGAGAGUCAACCCAGAAACUGUGUUAUUUAUAAUUGCUAGCAAGACGUUUACCACACAAGAGACUAUCACAAAUGCAAAUUCUGCAAAAAUAUGGUUUUUGGAAUCUGUUAAAGAUCCUUCAGCUGUGACAAAACAUUUUGUUGCCUUAUCAACAAAUUCUGAUGAAGUUAGAAGAUUUGGGAUCGACACCAAAAACAUGUUUGGAUUUUGGGAUUGGGUUGGUGGACGAUAUUCAUUGUGGUCAGCAAUUGGUCUGUCCAUUGCAUUAUCAAUUGGAUUUGACAAUUUUGAGUGUCUGUUGGAAGGAGCACACUUCAUGGAUGAACAUUUCUUCAACACACCGAUAGAAAACAAUGCUCCAAUAAUCUUGGCAAUGAUUGGAGUCUGGUAUAUAGACUUUUACAAAGCUGAAACUCAUGCAAUACUGCCCUAUGACCAAUACCUACAUCGGUUUGCUGCUUAUUUUCAACAAGGCGACAUGGAAUCGAACGGCAAGAGUGUGACUCAGUCUGGGAAACAAGUAUCAUACCCCACUGGACCAAUAGUUUGGGGCGAACCAGGAACAAAUGGUCAGCACGCUUUCUACCAAUUAAUUCAUCAAGGAACAAGACUCAUUCCAGCUGACUUUAUAGCUCCUGCCACCAGUCAUAACCCAAUCGGCGAGGGAAAACAUCACCGAAUACUUCUCGCCAACUUCCUAGCUCAGACUGAAGCGCUAGCAAAAGGCAAAUCAUCCCAAGAAGUGGAAGCUGAACUAACCAGAUCCGGUAAGUCAGCUGAGGAAAUCAAACGCAUCCUUCCUCACAAGGUUUUCCAAGGAAACAAGCCUACAAACUCCAUCGUUUGUCAAAAAAUAACGCCAUUCAUUCUCGGAGCACUGAUUGCUCUCUAUGAACACAAGAUAUUUGUCCAAGGUGUGAUCUGGAAUAUCAACUCUUAUGAUCAAUGGGGCGUGGAGCUGGGCAAACAAUUGGCUAAAGUUAUUGAACAAGAGCUCUCAAAUUCAAACUGUGACAUUUCUAAUCAUGAUCAAUCUACCAACGGUUUAAUGAACUUCAUCAAGAAAAACUGGUAGCUGAAUGUAAUUCAUUGAAUGUUUUUUAAUAAUUUAUUAAAACUAUUGUUUUUGUGUUUAAAUGAUUAAUUUUUUUAAAUUAAUUUAUAGUUUUAUUAUAAUAUUAUGUUAUUAUAGACUUAAUUUAAUUUAUAGUUUUUACAAGCAAAAAUAAUUUCGAUCGAGAGAAUAUAAAUGCGAAUCCUCGACUAUAUCUCUGUCAAAUUUAGAUAGAAAGCUUAGUCCAUAAAAGUCAAAACCUCACUUAUUAUCAAACUUAGAAAUAUAAUUUAUAAAAAGAAUAUAUUUCACAAACAUAAAAUCAUGAUCUCUCGGAAAAAUAUAGAUAAUUUAUUAAAAUUAAAAGCGAUUAUUAUGAAAAUUUAUUAUUGGAAAGGAUCAACUCUAGUGUAGAAGAAUUUCAUUAUUUUCUGAGGUACCUAGAUAGUGACAACUCAGUAAUGGGAACAAUCAAGGAGUGCCUGAUCAAUUUUUUACAGAAACAUUCAAAAUGUAAAGCAGAACAUCUAGAAAUUUUUUCCAAGAAUUACUGUUAUUAGUCAAAUUAUUUGAUGGGGGAAUUUGAAAUCAGAAAAAUGAAUAGCCGUAUCAUUUAUUUAGAAUCUUAACUCUGGAAAUGACAAACGUAUUCAAGAAUUGCUUUCAAUUAAUUUGAUGAUUUCUAAACAAAAGAUUAUGAUCAAUGUACAAAAAAAUAUUCAUUUUUCUCAUUGGCAUUUAUCAUAGUUUUUAUGGUAGUUUUUAGAACUUAUGAUCGCUUUUGUAAUGAACUUCUCUGUUGAUGCAAUAGAAAAAUUAUGACAAUAUUUUUUUGCAAAUACAACAGUAACUUAUAUUUGAAUAGUUCGUUCAAUGAAAUAAUAUUAUAGCAAUGAAUUAUUCAAAAACACAUUUUUAUAUGUAAACGUAUAGUUUUGAAGUACCGUACAACUUCAAGUGUUAUUAGAUAUUACUGGGCAUGAAUAUAAAAAACAAACUAUCUUCAAAUUGAAAAUUAAGUCAACAUUUUUGUUAGCCAAUGAAAACUUAAAUCUAAGCAAAGUGAAAAAUUGAAUAAAACUUGGAAAUUGAAAUAUACAUGAAAAUAUGCUAAACUAAAUCCAAAAUCAUGAAGGAAAACAUUACUUAACGUCCUAAUCCAUUCGGUUUUUAUUGAAAAGAAUUUGUUAAUGACUAGCAAGAAAAUAUCAAUAUUUGAACUUCUGUUUCUGUGAAUAAUUGAAAAAAACUGCCAAAAAUGUAUACAGUAUUAUAAGUAAUGAUAGAAUUCAACAGGAAAAUGAUUCAUAAAUCAUUACAGAUUUGAAAUUUUGGUCGAAUUCUGGAAUUUGAAUUAGGACACCGCAGACCGCACCGUUUUAAAAAUCUCUGAAUGUAGUGUACAGUGUAUUCAAUUUCACUUCCAAAUCUAAGCUUGAUUUAUCAAUGGAUAUAAGAUAGCAUAUAUAAUAUUUUUCAACAGUUUCUGUCACAAUAUAAUAAUUUAUAUAGGAAUACUAUUUCACUCAUUCAUUCAAUUUACACUUAUAUUGCCUAAACCACAAUUUUUUUUCUUGAAAGUUAUAUAAUUUCGUUAAAGCUUUGGCGAUUAAUUAUUAUAACUACUGUACUAUUCUCGUAGACAACAUCUAGAACCAUGAUAAUUGGUGUACAUUAUAUAUUGUAAUUAUGAUGAACUACCUAGAUUGAAUUUUGAAUUAAUGUGUUUAAAUUUAUUUAUACCUGAUUUUGUUGUACUUUGAGUUUCUCAUCUUUACAAGCUAAGGCUUUACUUAAAUUGCAAUUCACUAAAAAUAUUUAGAUAACUUCUUAGUUUGGAGUUGGGCCCAAGGAGUGAAAUGAAAAAUGGAUUUCAGUUACAUCAAGAUUUCGAUAGCAUUCGACGUUUUGAUACUUGUGAAUGAUGAAUUUGGAAUGGUUUCAUAAUUUUAUGAAAAAAAAAUUACUAAAUUACUCUAGUACUUUGAGUAUAAUAUGAAGAGUUCAAUUAUUAUUUCCAUUGAUUCUAGCUUUCUACUACGACUGGUUUUGAUUUCAUAGUAUUAAUUACACUUAAUUGCAAUAAUGGCAUGCAAAACAGCAAACAUUUAGAUUAAAAGUCAAUGUAAGGCAGAAACACAGUAAGAAAUCAUCACAUGCCUUCAGAACCUGCUGAAAACUUACUUAAUACUACUCACAUAAAUUUGUACUUAUACAUACAAUUUAAUUGCUAAGUAGAAUGGAACAAUUUUAAUGUUGUGAAAGAUGAGAAACGGACUUUAACACUAUCAACAUCUAUUAAUUUAUCAUUAUUUCAGACUAAAUCAAGGCUGUAUUCUUAAAAUAAUGCUUGGUGUUCUUGGAGUAUGAACUUCAUAGUAGUUUCAAUACAACUUGACAGUAGACAAGUUCAGAUCUACUAAAUGUCCAAGGUAUUUAGACUUGACCUUGCCAAUCAAUUUCACACUGCCAAGUGAAAUACAUCUCACUAUAAAUACAACAAUGAAACAAAUCACAAUAAUUUGUGGCUUAACAUGAUUGGAUCAAAAAAUAUGGAUUUUCCUUACAAUUAAUACACGCAACAUUCAUUGUAUAAAUUGCUUUGUUAUAUUUUGGAACGGUUUGGGCUGUAAAGUGUGAGUGUGACGUAACCAGGGGUUUUUGGUCGGGCACAAUACCGAUCCGAAUAGUAUUAAAUUCAACAAUAGUAGUAUAAAUGCUUGGAGUUCAUUUUAGGAGGAAAGAGGGGCGAGUUUUCCCCAAUUUUUGAAAAUAUUUCUUGUCGAAAAAUAAAUAUUAUUAUAAAAAAACAAAAUGUUAUUAUUAUUGUAUUUUGGAAUGGAAAAUCAUGAUAGAAAUUGUAGUUGUUUCAAAAGCUUUUGCUAAAACAAUUGUUAGGCUUUUUGACGAAUAAGCUAAGGAUUUUUUUAGGUAAUUUCAAGUUAACAAAACCAUAAUUCAUGAGCAAGGUUUUAUAAAUAAUCAAGUUUACUCUAUAUACCAUGAUCUAAAAAAAUAUAAGAUGGAAAUCAGAAUAUACCACUGUAAAAAACCCUGCACAGGGUUGUAUUAGUAAGAGGAUGAAUCUGAAUCUUAAGAAAUAUUUAUACAAAACAAUUUUCCCAAAAAGGUUUCGAUUUUCAUUCAAAAUUACCUGUAUAAUUUCUUAGAAUCACCAAAGAAAUAAAAAAACUACUCCACAAUUUUCAAAAGAGAUUUUAGAAAUAGUCUACACACUUUUCAUGGUAAACUAGGUACUCCAGAAUUUUCAACAAAUUUACAUACUUUCCAUGUUAUAAAAGGAUCAAUUUAUCAAAAGUGUGAUGCCUGUUCCUCAAUCUACUAAUAUUUUUCAUGUCUUAGAUCUAGAUUGGGGGAGGAACCCUGGCUACGCCACGAUGAGUUUAUAAUUAUUGGUAUAAUUGCUCUAUACUUGGCAGUUUACCAUAAGGACAGACAGAAACUGCUAGAGACACUAUUUUCAACUAAAUUCUUCUGUGAAGCUACUAAUCGAAAUUCACACAUUGACAUGAUCAAUAGAAAUACAAUUAUUAUUGCUUUAGCUCUUAUCACAAGAGAUAUUACGAUUAAGAAAUAUUGUUAUCAAUUUUGUUGUAGAUUUCUUUUUACCUAGUUAGGCUAGGUAAGAUUGAACGACCCGUAUUAAAUGAAUUAACUCAAAGGCACUUCUACUGAUGUAGGUAUUAUUUGCGAGAAAUCUAAUGAAAGCUUAUUCUUUACCUUAAUUUGGUCAGAUAUUUGAGAUUUGAUAAAAAAAGGGAUGAAGUUUAAUAUUGUUUACUAAUUGCUAAUACAAUUUGAAGAAUUAAAUGUAAUAAAUCAUUUGCACAACUUUUAGAAUUUUUAUUAUGAAUACAUUCUAAUUGGUGAAUAAAAAUAGAAAUUGAUGAAUGUAUCAUUUCAUUAGAUUAGAGAUUUACUAGAAUCUAAGGAGAUUCGUUUUAAAACAUUAGGUAGUCUUUCUAAGAUUGACCAGAUUUUAGACAAGGAAUUAAAAAUUUAUAAAUUUUAAAAUGCACUGACAUGACUAUAGUACGGACAUGGAGUAAAAGUGCCAAAGAAUUAUUCAUAACAUCUAUUUUCAACUCAAAAACAUUAAUGAGAGCAGGCAUAAAUUCUUACAUACAAUUUCCAAUUUGUAGAGAUAUUGCUUUGAAUUGUUAUCACUAUUACAAGUAGUUCUAUGGCAAUAAAUAUAUAUAUAUGUAAAAAUAAAUAAGUUUUAAAAAAGAUUGCCGUUUAAAACAUAAAUUAUAUAAUUUUCAAAUAAAGGCACAAGUUUCGCACAGGUUUUGAAAUAGCCUUUCAUUUUAAAAUGCGUGACAGAAGAUGAAGUCUAUACAUUGACGAAAGAGAGAGAAAAUAUAAUCAGUUUUAUCUUAGUAUAGAGAAUAUCUAAGAGCAUAGUCAAUAAAUAAAAAUAGUUUUCACGAAAUAAGAAAAAUCGAAUCAUAAAAUAGCCUAGUAUAAAUAAAUGAUAAACCUUGAAAAAAAUACAAGAAAUGCUGCAAUUAAUUGCUUUGAUGUUAAACAUAAUGUUAAAUUGGAAGGCACUAAUAUGCUGUUCAAAAUAUGUAGUCAAAAUUCACACCAACUUAUAUUAUGCUAUUUGGAGUCUAGAUUCAUAUCUCAUUAAUAUAAUAAAGCACUAGCCUCCACUCUAACAUCGACAUUCAAUAUUGGUAUAUUCCAUCAGGUAUAUAAUUGAUUAUGAUACUCAAUGAGAAAAUUAAAUUUAUACAUAAAAAUUAAUAUCGAAAAGAACCCGGGAUUACCCCGAUGAGAAAUGUACCAAUAAGUACAUUAAUUAUAAGGCAGAUAAACACAAUCAUAAUUUGAAACCUCUCUUUAAAUCAGACUUUCCAAUAUCCUCAUUUACAAUGCACGCUUUAAUCAGUUUCCUCCCACAAAAUA
Molecule: messenger RNA, 7376 nt
Organism: Nilaparvata lugens (brown planthopper)
Lineage: Eukaryota; Metazoa; Arthropoda; Insecta; Hemiptera; Delphacidae
Product: glucose-6-phosphate isomerase
Exons: 1
Coding region: 789-2462 (557 amino acids)
Biological process (GO): gluconeogenesis; glycolytic process; glucose 6-phosphate metabolic process
Cellular component (GO): cytosol
Molecular function (GO): carbohydrate derivative binding; glucose-6-phosphate isomerase activity; monosaccharide binding
Source: RefSeq, a predicted model, not a curated record